AUGAAGUACACCACCAUCUGUGCCGCCUUCUUUGCGGCUAUUGCUGCGGCGUCCGACGUCGAGCAGCUCAACAAGGACACGUUCAAGUCCUUCAUCGAGGAGAAUGACCUCGUCCUCGCAGAGUUCUUCGCCCCAUGGUGCGGUCACUGCAAGGCCCUGGCUCCCGAGUACGAGACGGCGGCGACUACCCUCAAAGAGAAGGAUAUCAAGCUCAUCAAGGUCGACUGCACAGAGGAGGCUGACCUGUGCCAAGAGUACGGUGUCGAGGGCUACCCUACUCUCAAGGUCUUCCGUGGCCUCGAGACCGUGUCACCCUAUGGCGGUCAGCGCAAGGCCGACAGCUUGAUCUCAUACAUGACCAAGCAGGCCCUCCCCGCUGUUUCUGAAGUCACCAAGGACACUCUGGCCGAAUUCAAGACGGCUGACAAGGUCGUUCUCAUUGCUUACUUCGCCGCCGACGACAAGGCGUCCAACGAGACCUUCACUUCGGUUGCCAAUGGCCUACGCGACAACUUCCUCUUUGGUGCCACCAGCGACGCUGCUCUGGCCAAGGCUGAGGGUGUCAAGCAGCCCGGCCUAGUUCUCUACAAGUCUUUCGACAACGGCAAGGAUGUAUUCACCGAGAAGUUCGACGCUGAUGCAAUCCGCGAAUUUGCCAAGGUCGCCUCGACCCCCCUUGUCGGUGAGGUUGGCCCCGAGACCUACAGCGACUACAUGUCUUCUGGCCUGCCCCUCGCCUACAUCUUCGCCGAGACACCAGAGGAGCGCGAACAGCUCGCCAAUGAACUGAAGCCCCUCGCUGAAAAGCACAAGGGUAAGGUCAACUUCGCUACCAUUGAUGCCAAGAGCUUCGGCCAGCAUGCUGGAAACCUCAACCUCGAGGUCGGCAAAUGGCCCGCCUUUGCCAUUCAGCGCACCGACAAGAACGACAAGUUCCCUUACAGCCAGGACAAGGAGAUCACCGCAAAGGAGAUUGGCUCUUUCGUCGAGGACGUCAUCGCUGGCAAGAUCGAGCCCAGCAUCAAGUCUGAGCCCAUUCCAGAGUCCAACGACGGCCCUGUCAAGGUCGUUGUUGCCCACAACUACAAGGACAUCGUUUUCGAAGAGGACAAGGAUGUUCUUGUCGAGUUCUACGCUCCAUGGUGCGGUCACUGCAAGGCUCUUGCCCCCAAGUACGAGGAGCUCGGCCAACUGUACAGCUCCGAUGAGUUCUCGAAGCUCGUUACCAUCGCCAAGGUUGAUGCAACCGCCAACGACGUGCCGGCUGAGAUCCAGGGUUUCCCUACUAUUAAGCUUUUCGCCGCCGGCAAGAAGGACUCACCUAUUGACUACAGCGGCUCGCGCACUGUUGAGGACCUCAUCAAGUUCAUUCAGGAGAACGGCUCACACAAGGUUGAGGUCGACUACACCCCUCCACCUCCUGAGACGGCUGAGGAGGAGGACGGCGAGGGACUUGCUGAGCAGGCCGCAGCUGCCACUGAGGCCGCUGCCGAGGCCGCUGAAGAUGCUACUGAGGCUGUCAAGUCUGGUGCCGCAAAGGCCACCGACGCUGCCAAGGAGGCUGUCGCUGAGGACCACGAUGAGUUGUAA
Molecule: messenger RNA, 1590 nt
Organism: Plenodomus lingam JN3
Lineage: Eukaryota; Fungi; Ascomycota; Dothideomycetes; Pleosporales; Leptosphaeriaceae
Biological process (GO): response to endoplasmic reticulum stress; protein folding
Cellular component (GO): endoplasmic reticulum
Molecular function (GO): protein disulfide isomerase activity
Source: RefSeq, a predicted model, not a curated record